AUGGUGUCUUUUGUGCAAUUGGUUGUGAAAAUCCGAGAAAUUUUCGAACAAAAGCUGAUUGAUAUCGAUGAAGUCAUGAGAUUGUUGGCUUCGUACAAUAGUAAUAUGCGGGAAUGGAGGAGAUUUGCGAUUUUUGAUCAUAACAAAUACACUCGAAAUCUGGUGGAUGUUGGAAAUGGAAGGUACAACUUGAUGAUUUUGUGCUGGGGACCUGGUAUGGCUAGCAGUGUACACGACCACACCGAAGCUCACUGUUUCGUGAAAAUCUUGGACGGGGAGCUGACCGAGACUAAAUUUGGCUGGCCAAGAAAGCGACAUGUCCCACUAGAUGUUUCGGAGAACAAGACUUAUAAGAAGAACAUGGUUUCUUACAUGAAUGACGACCUUGGUCUUCACCGAAUGGAAAAUCUUAGCCACUCGAAUGGUGCCGUCUCCCUUCAUCUGUAUAUUCCACCGUAUGAUACAUGUAACGCAUUUGAUGAGAGAACCGGAAAGAAAACCAAGUGUACAGUGACAUUCUACUCCAAAUAUGGAAGAAAAAUCGACCACCGGGGAAACAAAAAUGGAUAA
Molecule: messenger RNA, 570 nt
Organism: Caenorhabditis remanei
Lineage: Eukaryota; Metazoa; Nematoda; Chromadorea; Rhabditida; Rhabditidae
Exons: 4
Coding region: 1-570 (189 amino acids)
Biological process (GO): L-cysteine catabolic process
Molecular function (GO): ferrous iron binding; cysteine dioxygenase activity
Source: RefSeq, a predicted model, not a curated record